This is a messenger RNA of Cheilinus undulatus (humphead wrasse), 5149 nucleotides long. RefSeq names its product coiled-coil domain-containing protein 149-like. Bases 150 to 1826 code for a protein of 558 amino acids. The record is from RefSeq and is a predicted model, not a curated record. The transcript has 13 exons. Lineage: Eukaryota; Metazoa; Chordata; Actinopteri; Labriformes; Labridae.
UGUGUUCCUCGAUCUCCUAAUCCGUUUUGAUGAUGUAAAAUGUCUGUAAAUGUGACCCCUAAAACCAGCAUGGCGUUGUUAAUUUGAAACUCACCUUUCGUCUUUGUCUUUUUUUUUUUUAUUGUAUCCCCCCCGGCGCGUGCACUGAGAUGGAUCCGUCCCGGCGUAGCGAGAGUGACUGGCAGGCUCUGCUGAACGAGUUCAUGGUUUGUAAGCGUAAGUUGGAGAGUAAGAAGGAAGCCCUCCUGAUUCUCUCUAAAGAGUUGGACACGUGUCAGCAGGAGAGAGAUCAGUUCAGACUGAUGGCCAACCAACUCCGAGAGAAACACCAAGGACUCAAGAAAAAGUACAGGGAACUCAUUGAUGGAGAUCCCUCUCUGCCCCCUGAGAAGAGAAAUCAGGUGAAUUUGGCCCAGCUGCUGAGAGACUCUAGAGAGACAAACAGCCAACUUACAGAAGAGGUGAAGGAGCUGAAACAACGACUGCUGGAAGCUCAGGGGGACAACAAGCUUCUAAGAAUGACCAUCACCAAACAGAGGCUGGGAGACGAGGAGGUCGGUGCCCGACACUUUCCUGCACACGAACGAGAGGAUCUGGUCCAACAGUUAGAGAGAGCUAGAGAGCAAAAUGAAGUCCUGGAGCACAGCAUGAAGUCACUUACAGAUGAGCUGCAGGACGUUCGAGCUGAGCGGGACGUGUUUCAGCAGAAGGCUCAUCGUCUCAACGUGGAAAUGAACCACAUCGUAGGCAACGAUGAUUUAAGGGUUGUAGACAUCGAUGCUCUCUGCAUGGAGAACAGGUAUUUGCAUGAACGCUUCAGUCAACUUCAAGAAGAAAUCAAUUUGCUUAAGAAAAAUCUGACAAAGUACAAGAGCGCCUUGGAGUGUAGAAAAAACUCUAAAAUAGCUGGGAAAGCAAACAGCAGUGCGCUGACCGGAAUCCUAUCUGCUAAACAAGUGAAGGAGUUGUUACUCUCUGAAGAGAAUGGCUGCAGUCUGCCAGUGACUCCUCAGUCCAUCUCAGACCUCAAGUCUCUGGCCACAGCUCUGCUAGAAACCAUCCAUGAGAAGAACAUGGUGAUUCAGCAUCAACGUCAGAUCAACAAGAUUCUUGGAACUCGAGUGGCAGAGCUGGAAACAAAACUAAAAACUUUAGAAAUGUCUGGACUGUGGAGCCUGCCAGGCCUGACUUAUAAUGUGUCUCUGGGAAUUUAUGGAAGAGGAAAAGACUCAAUCAUCCUGAAUCCUCAUCAGGCUGAAUCAACAGAGUCCACUGCACAGAGAGGUGAUGAAGUGACUGAGGAAACAAUUCAAUGGAGCUCCAAAGAAGUCUCACACCAGGAGAGUGGACCUCCAGCUGACGCGGACAGACAUCAAGAAGAGGCAACAUCUGCAUCAAGCGAGGAGGCGUGCCAGCAGCAGCCCCCUUCAACCCAGCCGGCUGAAGAGGAGCUGCUCAGUAAUCAGAUAGAAACGCCAGACAAGGACGUGGGUUGUGAUGCUGGCCAAUCACAAAGCACAGCUGAUGUAACACUAGUGACAAGUGAUGAGUCGAAGGAAGAGGAGCGUCAGAGCGAUUCCACUCUUAAAUUGACAGAUGUGACACUGGGGCUGUCAGACCUCUCAAAGCAAACAGAAGAGGAAACAGAAAGACAUGAGGAUGAGUUGGAUGAACACUCUGAAGAGGUGGAAACUGUUGAAACAGAGUGUAUUCUAAUGGAGGGAAGCAUCAGCAGAAGUGAAUACGCUGCUGCAGGCUAUGCAGAAGAGCUGGAGGACACUGAGCCAAAGCAAGAGACAGAUGUUAGUGAUAGGCAGGAAACCUAAACAAGAAAAAUAGCAAUGUAUGAUGCCGUUUUUAAGAUGCUUAUUUAUAAAUCUGUAAUUUAUGAAUGAAUAUCUGAGGAAAGUGCAACUAUAUAGUCUGUAUAGCGUAACAAAUACAUAAUGUGAUUGCUUUCAGUUAAGGAUAUUCUUACUACUUUAUCCUUCGGUCAGAGUAGUGAGAAUGAUCAAAAAACAUCAAAAUGUGUCAAAUGCUUUAACUUGGUUCUUUUUGAGUCUUAUGUAGUCUCUCCUUCUUUAAACUAGUCCUGAAGUGUGCAGACUUCAAAGCAGAGCAACAUAUGUUACUGCUUAACAUAAAUAUUCUGCUAAAACAACCAUUACUCACCCAGGAGAUUAUUUUUUGUCAAUGUGGUAACAAAAAUCUGCUUCUCUUUGUACACAGAAGAGAAAUUCAGAGCUUGUGCAAUAUGGUCUGGUUCACAAUUUGUGUUCCCGUUAAAUCUGUAAUUUGUUGAUGGGUUUAAGGUCACAACUCUGUGCUUGUUUGUCUACUUCUAAAAGUGGGGAAAACAUUUGUUUAAGGGCCUUUCUUUGUGCCUGUGUCUAGUUUAAACAGGGAUUUGUUGAUACCAAACUGCUGUCACUAAGUUGAAAACUUCACAUUGUGACCAGAAAGUAGCAGAGCUGUGAUUUUAAGUUUGAUUUUACAAUUUUAAGAGAAAAAUGGAAAAAAGAGGAAUUAUGGCUGAUAUAUGGGGGAAAUCAAAAGGGUUUAAAGAGUAUGUGAUCAGAAGAAAAACAUUUGAUGUUGCUUAAGCUUUUUUCCACCAAGGCACUCCUAAAAAAUUUCUGGGAAACUACCCUGAAAUUUUCCUGACAUGCUUGUUCACACUUAUACUUUGCAGCAAGACGUUUCCCUGCAGUUACCUGUCUGCUGUUAGCGUGGGAAAAGGGGAAGAAAUAGGGGCCAGCCAGGGGCAGUUUGAGUAAAUUAGAGGCCCCGGGCAACAACCAAUGUAAGGCCCCAUCCUAUUUAGCUGAAAGCAAAAAUAGCAAGAUUCUUGUAAAAAUCUAAUGGUACUGAAACCUGAUUGAUACGGCCACAAAAACACAAGUUUGGCAAUGUUUUUAUUUGAUUAUUGGAAGCUGCAGAAAAACUCAUACACUGACUAAAUUGUCCAAAAACAUUAGACGAUACUUGAGGAUGUCUUUCUAAAUGAUCAGAUCACCAUUAUUUUGGAAAUCAGUGGUAUCAAAAUGCAGAGAAACAUCAUGCUUUUCAUUUCGUAUUUUAAUCAAACGAGAGAAACCAUCUAAAUUGCAAAAAUAAGUUGCAACAUUUUGAAACAUAGAUGGAACCGGCAACAUUUGUAAAAGUGAGUGGGCAUGGAGGGAACCAUUGGCUUCCAAAUGUUGUUAAUGCACUUGUGCAAUUUAGACAGCGUUCACAAGUUUGCCUGUGUUCACGCAUGCAGCUCACCCAGAAAAAAAAAAACAGGAAGUUUUCAGGCGUUUAGUGCACGUGUGAAUAAGGGUUUAGAUUCUGACUUUUCCUCAUUUGCUUUUCUACCUCUGUACUGUAUGCUUCCUUCUUACUGUAAGAAACAACCUUCUUCAUGUUGAUAACAACAUACCUCAGACAAUAAUUUACCCAAAAGCAGAAAUUUUUAAUUUCUAUACACAUAGCACAUCAAAAACUGUUUUUAAGCCAGUUUGAUACAAGCAGGUUUGCAUCACUACACAGGUUUUUUUCUAAUCAUAAAAAUAAUAAAAGGUUACAAAAUGCUGCAUGCUAAUAAGCUAUGUAUUAAUAACAUAAUUACAUUUUCUCUUGAAGGCAGUUGUUCUCAUUUCAUUGAUGGGUGCUUUAAAACCAAAUAUUUAUUGGUUCACGAGACAUUUCCAGUUGAUUGAGUAAUAUGGACAUUACUGAUGGACAUCAGUCAUAACACAAUAAAACAUUAAUACCAGCACAGAAACUUAUUUUUUGUUUUUGUGGUGAUGAAUUGUAUUAACUGAUGAGAUAAAAGCACCAUAGAGCCGUAAGUACUGAAUGUGACAAAACAAUGUACAGAAAAUGUAUAUUUCUGAUAAAUAAAAACGUUCAAAUAAAUCCUGGUCUGUUGUGUAUGAAAAAACUGUCAAAUCUAACAAAAUUAAUAAUCUCUGAUAUGGUUUGAUAAAAUGAUACUGUGAAUGGAGGGUGUGAAAUUUAAAAAAACUAUGUAAUGAAGGCUCUCUCAGCUAAAUCCUAAAUCCUGUCAACAUGCCUGUGUAGGCAUCGGGCCAAAACCUUGUAUCUCCAAAAUCACCUCAGUUCAGGGAAUUCAUUGUAUUUUUCCAAUAGUUCAUCACUGAAUGGUUAUAGUCAGCAUCUUUUGACACUUUUAUUGCUUUAGAACCAGUUGACCCCACUGACAAAUGAAAAAAAAGAAGAAGAAAAGAAGAAAAAUGGAGAUAUGAGGUUUGGGCCUGGCGCCCGCAGUAUGUUUUUGAUAUGAUGACAACAAUAUACAGCUAAGUUUGACAGGAUGAAGACUUCCCAUAUUUUGUGAUGAAAAAUAGUAAAAUAUUUACAUUUUGAUAGGGAUGCAGAAAUGCAUUGGUUUCGCAUUGGCCCUAUUGACAAACAUUGAGAGCAUGAACCAGUGUCAGGAGCAGAUGUUCAGCUGUUGAGUCCAAUCCAUUUAAUGCCGACAUUUAGCACACCCAACAGCUAAUUCAGAGAUGAGAUUUAUUACUGGGCAGAAGAUGUGACCUGUUCACCAAUCAGAUCUGUUUUCAUGGUCAAAAAUGAGAAAUGUUGGCAUUGUGGGAGUCUUAAACCAACAGAAGUGAUGAAAUAAAAAGUAUUAGCCAUCAGCUAAAUUGUUGGGUUUAUUUAACAUUUAUAUCUGCCCUUAAUUUUACAAUCGGUGCAUUUUCUUUUUUUGAAAUAAAAUAAUGGUUCAAAAAGAAAAAAAAUAUCAGAUUAUUACCAAACCUGGCCCUCUAGUUAAAAAGAAUCUCAGGUCACCCUUAUCAAAAUGUAUUGAUAAAAAAACUAAAUAAUAAUCCACAUCCCAAUGACCUUCGGGUAUUCAUUUAUAACAGAAUAAACAGGAUAAACCUCUAAAGCUGUGGUUCUCAGCUGGUAGAUCGGGACCCAAAAGUGGGUUGCAGAGCUGUUUUCAGUGGAUUGCAACUUUUUACCUGGAAGACAAAUGACAGCCAAAGUUUUUGAAGUACUCAGGCUACUAGCAGAUAUACAGUGCUUAACAAAUUUAUUAGACCACCACCCAAAGUAAGGUUUAUGCCACAGCUGCCCUAAAUUAACAGCAUUGGUAAUUACCAAAAUCAUUCUUUAUGUUUCUGCAAUGGUU